CCUGCUGGCACAAUUCACGCCGGGGGCUGUAGUUCUGGAGGCCGGGCGCUCUGCCGCCGCACUCCAUUUCCCAUCAGGCAGCGCGGCAGCGCCGGGGCGCCUCGGGCCUGGGGGGCGGCGGGGCCGGGGCUGCCACCCGAGCCUGGCACCAUGGACGCACCGCCCAUCACGCCCGGGGAGCUGCUGUGUCUGGGCUCCAGCCUCGCCGUCUCCUGCCUCUUCUACUACCUGUACAGGAAGAAAGCUAGAAUUGUGGCACGCAUACAGGAGGCCCCAAAGCUCCAGGUUGAUGAUGAUUUACCAGCACUGGUGUCUGCAGCUGAUGGGAGGUGCCUGCCUUAUGUUGCCCUGGAAGGCAUAGUGCUGCCAGCCAAGGCUGCGCUGACCAGCCAUUACCAUGAGGGGCUGCAGGGUGUGAUCCAGAAACUGCUUCUAAAAGAGCAUCGGCUGAUCUGGAACAGCUUGGCCCGGAGCUGGACCGAGAGCGAGCGAGUGCUCUCUGAGCAGGUCUACACCGUCCCCUUCUUGCUGGCCUCACCAGACACCGACGCAGUGACGCAGGUGAGCGUGGAGAGCCCGCUCCGAGCCAUAUGCCUGCCGCUGGAGAUGGUAUAUGAGCGGUUCCAGCAGCCAGCCCACGGCUUCCGUGACCUGCUGGGCCAGUACUUGAGCGGGGAGAAGCCCAAGGGCAUCCUGGAAACAGAGGAGAUGCUGCGGGUGGGGGCUGGGCUGACAGGCAUCGGGGAGCUGGCCCUGCACCCCGACGGCUCCUUGCACCUCCAACCACCGGCCCAGGGAGGCGAAUAUUUCCUGUGCCUGGAGGACUGGCAAACGGUGCUGGCGGAGCUGGAGUCAGCCAGCAGGUUCUGGAAGGGGGUGGCCAUGCUAUGCGCUGCAGCAGGCCUGGCCGUUCUCCUGCAUGCCCUGUGCCGUGCCUACCGCCGCACUCGCCUCAAGCAGCAGCCUGAGGACAAGGAGCCAGACAGCGAGGAGGCUGGAGACGGAGGGCUCGAGGACUCCUGCGUGAUCUGCCUGAUGAGGCCCCGCGAGUGUGUUCUCUUGGGCUGUGGCCACAUCUGCUGCUGUUUCCGCUGCUUCCAGGCCUUGCCUGCCCGCCUCUGCCCCAUUUGCCGGGGGCCCAUUGACCGCGUGGUGCCCCUCUACCAGGCGUGAGAGCACCUGUGGGGUGGGGGCGGCAUGAACUAAGCCAAGCCCAGAGCCUGCAGAAAUCUGAGGUCCCUGCAUGUGCAGCUGAGUGAUUCCUGUUGGGAGGGAAGAUCCUGAUGUGCCCCCCCCCCAUCUUUUUGGGGGGGUUGGGAGAGUUAUAGCUUCCUUAUCCUCCCUCUGUCUGCCAGAGGGACACCACACCCCACCAAACAUGAAGGCUUGGGGGAAGUGUACUCAGUGCCUGAGCCGAGGAGCUGAGUACCAAGCCCCACACUGGGAUGUUCCUCUGGCAACCAGCUGGUUGACCAUGCCCUUUUCCCAGCCCUGAACCCCCAAAGCCAACUGGGGCUUUUCCCUUGUUUGGCUUUGCCAGUGAGUGGCUUUCUGCGUGGGGAGCGUGGCAAGGGCAAGACCAGGGCUGUCAGGACACAGCUGUCAGGGUGAGGAGACCCGGCCCUGUCUCCUGAGCCACCUCAGUGGCACACCUUGGUGCCACCAUUGUCCCCCCACCAAAUCUGUGUGCCUACAGCUGCUGCUCAGAUGACACAGGGGCACUCAGGGCUGGCAGUGAUGAAAUAUGCCCCUCCACCAGCUGCUCUGCCACCCGAGGAGGGGGGACAUUGUCCCUCCAUCCCUCUCUGCAGGGUCCCUGCACUCCUUUUGGAGCAGGAGGACAGCCCUGGGGUGCCUCGGAGUCUGCCUGUGCCUCCGGUCCCCACCACCCCCAGCAUUCCUGCCUGCCUCCCGGCCAGGACCUAGCGCAGGAGCAGCUUGCAGUGGUGUGUGGAGUGAUAAAGCCAAGGAGUAGAGCUCAGCCUCACCUCUUCCUUCGCGCCAUGA
This is a messenger RNA of Cuculus canorus (common cuckoo), 2007 nucleotides long. RefSeq names its product mitochondrial ubiquitin ligase activator of nfkb 1-A. The record is from RefSeq and is a predicted model, not a curated record. Gene Ontology annotation, biological process: protein ubiquitination; organelle organization. The coding region runs from base 151 to 1173 and encodes 340 amino acids. Lineage: Eukaryota; Metazoa; Chordata; Aves; Cuculiformes; Cuculidae. Gene Ontology annotation, molecular function: ubiquitin-protein transferase activity. The transcript has 5 exons.